GCCAUGAUCGUUGUGCAUUCAAAUGUUCAGCACGCGCGCUCGCGAACAGUCGUCUUUGCGUUUCCAUUAAGCCAUUUGUGGUUGAUCAGACAAACGUGUUUCAAAUGGUGUGACUUUGAGUGAAAGAAAUUUGAAAUAAAAGAAAUCGCUACGCUCAACCGCGAACACAACAUGUAAACGAGUAUAAGUGGCAUUUGAAACGCUGGAAUAACAUAGAUUGCGCGAAACGUUGCCCAAAGUUGGCGAAAUUUUUCCUUUUUAUAUUUUGUGAAAGUCUAGUGUGAGAAAAAAUUCAACAACAAAUAGGCAUAUGAUGCUGGUGAAAGGAUUUACAAGAAAGGAUAUUUAAAAAAACCGAAAAAAAUUUAAUAUUAAAAAAUCAAUCAUUAGAAGACACUGUUUUUUAUUUGACGCAAUAAAAAUAACCAACAAUUUCUUAAAUAAAAAAAAAUCUAAAAAUUAUUUUUUCCACAACAAAAAGUUGCAUGUAAAAUGUGCAAAAGCUUUUUGCAAGUAACAGACUAAAAACUAUUAAAUUAAAAAUAAUAUAAAUUUAUUCCAAAAAAUUUUCACUGUGAUAUUUUUCUACCAUUCGGCUACCCGCAAGGCAACGUAGCUGCUAUUUAUACAUAUAUAAAAUAAUAAUUUUUUUUAAAUUUAAUUCAACCAAAAGUUCUUAGUUUUAACACAAAAUGAAAGUGCCCGCGAAAGACUCGAAAUAUUCCAUAAAUUUGAAAAUUUUCAAAUUGCAAAACUACAGCACCGCGCCGAAAAUGUGCGGCGGCAGUGAUAAAAAAUCACCGUCACCCACAAAUAGCACAGCGCCUGCCGUGCUCACCAAGCGCAACUCUUGGCGUGCUUCGUGGAAAUUUUCAGCUGCCAAACAGCAACAGAAACAACAGCUGUCCGAGUCCACACAGCAACCAGAAUGCGAAUGCGACGCUGAAUUGCCGGCUGAUAAGAGCAAUCAUUUGGAUAGCAACAAUGACUCAUCAAUUGCCGCUGACAAUCGUUCACAACAUUGGGCGGAUGCCUUGGAACGCAUCUCGACGCCGCCAAAUGUUGAGUGCGAAAAUAGGCCGGCAGCGCAGCAGCUGAAUCGUGAACUUGAUGAAUUUAUGUCAAUGCCUUGGUUCGGCAUGGAUAUCGGCGGUACACUUACAAAGCUAGUCUACUUUGAACCAAAGGAUAUAACACCCGAUGAACAGGAUCAAGAGGCUGAAAUUCUACGAAAUAUACGUCGUUAUUUAACCAAAAAUUCCGCCUAUGGCAAAACGGGGCAUCGUGAUACACAUUUACAGAUGGACAACGUUGAGAUACGUAAACGCCGUGGCUCAUUGCAUUUCAUCCGCUUCCAAACCACUGACAUGAGCAAUUUCCUCCUGUUGGCCAAACAAAAGGGCAUGGCCGAACUGGUGACCACCGUUUGUGCAACGGGUGGUGGUGCAUUCAAAUUUGAGAAUGAAUUCCGGCAGCAAGUCAACAUGAAACUCGCCAAAUUCGAUGAACUCGACACGCUCAUCAAAGGCAUACUCUUUGCCGAGGUACAAAAUCCCACAGAGUGCUAUUUCUAUGAGAAUGCCCGUGAUAUUAUGAAAAGUGAAAAACGCGCUUUUGAUUUCUCCAAACCAUAUCCUUUCAUAUUGGUUAACGUCGGCUCGGGUGUGUCGAUAUUGGCUGUUUAUGGACCAGACAAUUACAAGCGUGUCUCAGGCACAAGUUUGGGCGGUGGUACAUUCCUUGGCCUAUGUUGCCUACUAACCGGCUGCAACUCAUUCGAGGAGGCUAUACAGCUUGCAACAAAGGGUGACAAUCGUAAAGUGGAUAAACUGGUGCGUGAUAUUUAUGGCGGUGAUUAUGAUCGAUUUGGCUUAACGGGAGAUUUAGUGGCGUCAAGUUUUGGACAAAUGCACAUUAAGGAUAAACGUUCGUCAGUGUCGCGUGAGGAUUUGGCCAAUGCCACACUAGUAACAAUUACCAAUAAUAUUGGUUCAAUUGCACGCAUGUGUGCGCUGAAUGAGAAAAUGGACAAGGUCGUAUUUGUGGGCAACUUUUUACGUGUAAAUCCGAUUUCAAUGAAAUUGCUUGCCUAUGCCAUGGAAUUCUGGUCAAAUGGCACACUCAAGGCGCUCUUCCUCGAACACGAAGGCUAUUUCGGUGCAUUAGGUUGUCUUUUGCAGUUCAAUGGUGAAAUUGCGGCCGCUUUGAAUGAGACUACAGAAACGUCACAACAAACACAAAAAACCGAUACGACAGCCGAGAAUAUUUCAAGUAGCAUAAAUUCCACAACUUCGCCACACAGUAAUAAUACUAAUAAUAGCGAUAGUUGAAGUACGGGGACUGCUGCUAAUAUGUAUUUUUUUUAGUUCGUAGCUCAAAAAAAUGUUAAUAGAAAAAGAACUAAAAACGAAUAAUACAACAAAUGCUUGAAAGUAACAAAAUACAACUAUGUACAUGUACUAACGAAAAAGACAAGACACAAGCAAGCAAAAUCAUAAUCAAAAUAAAGUUAAUUAAUAAUACAUUUUUUUAUGUGUUAGAAUAAAAAAACAAAAAUAUGUAUGUAGUUUUUACGUAUGUAUGUAUAUUUAAUUAAUAAAAGAAAACAACAACAAUAAAGAAAUAAAAUAAAAUAAGUUGGUAAAGAGCAGACACACACGUCCAUAAGCUGAAUAUUUAAUUUGUAUAUAGAUUAUAACAAAAAACUUAGGAGCAAAGUCCAAUAAUCGACGCGGGGCGUCUAUUUAAUAAAAAACUAAAGAAAAAAAUAAAUUUUCAACGAAUUAUUAAUAAAAAUCACUUAAUAUUUAUGCACAUAAAGUAAAGCUUAAAUGCGCAAACAUUUAUUGUUGUUACAAAAACACACAUGCUUUGUAAAAUACAGGGGCCGGAUUUUCAGCGUAUUUUUCUUUAUUCAAAAAACAUUUUUUCCUAUUAUCAAAUGAAAUGCACACAAUUUAAACUUAUAACUUAAUAGUAACUAUUGGUAAAGUUAUUAAGUAAAAAAUAUACAUAUAAUAUUUAAGAGAAAAAUUGCACAAAUGGCAUUAAUAAGUAAUAUUAAAAAGAUUAAAAUUACUUAUAAUUAAACUAGAUAAUUAAUGAGUUAUAAAAAAAUUAAGCAAGCAGUUGUGUAUAAAAAAAUGGUUGGUCAAGCAAUUAGCAGACUUUAAGCGCAAAAAAUUUAUAUUGAAGGUACAAGCCUGAUAAACUGUUGAAUGUUUUUAAUAAAAUUAUUUUAUAUACAUAAA
Messenger RNA from Bactrocera oleae (olive fruit fly), 3251 nucleotides. RefSeq names its product pantothenate kinase 3 fbl (gene fbl). Gene Ontology annotation, molecular function: ATP binding; pantothenate kinase activity. NCBI's taxonomy places the organism in Eukaryota, Metazoa, Arthropoda, Insecta, Diptera, Tephritidae. The record is from RefSeq and is a predicted model, not a curated record. Gene Ontology annotation, cellular component: nucleus; cytosol. Gene Ontology annotation, biological process: coenzyme A biosynthetic process.